AACCGUGCUCGAUCUCACGUGUGUGUACGGCCAUUUGUGCGCUUUCGCCUUUUUCGCUGCCGGUGGAAUCAUUCUCAAAAUAUAAAUACGUUGUUACUCUUUAAUUGAUAAUGGCAACAAUUUUGCGGUCUUCGAGGUAUAUUCGAAGAUUAUCUAACCUUUCCAGAAGAAUAGCAUUUACGAGUAAUGAUGCUAAUACUGUAUCUAAAUUAAAGUUAGAUGCAUCGGUUUGUUCUUCGUCGCCAUCGUUCGUUAAAUCUUAUGCAAGUAAGGUGGCAGUCAAAGAAUCAUCGAACCUUGAUAUUAAUAAUGAGUUAUCAAAAUUAAAUGAAGAUGCUAAACGCUUUGGAAGGUUACGUAGAGUAGAUGUAGAUAAUGUUCUGAGGAAUGUCAAAGAGACAAAAAAACUAUCAAGCACACAAGCUCUUAUGCUGAUUAGUUGCUGUGGCAAUUUAUUAGUGGAUGAAACACCUGAUACUAGGUUGGCGACUGUUAAAGAAAUAUGGAAUCUUAUUGAGCAUUUAGAUGUUCCAGUUGAUAUUUCACAUUACAAUGCACUGUUGAAAGUAUAUCUUGAAAAUGAAUACUCUUUUUCACCGCUUAAUUUUUUGGUUGAAUUAGAGAAAAGAAAUAUUGAACCAAACAGAGUUACAUAUCAAAGAUUCAUUACUCGAUACUGUAAUAAUGGAGAUAUUGCUGGAGCAACAAAAAUAUUAGAAUUUAUGAAAGAGAAGCAGUUGCCUGUAAAUGAAAAUGUAUUUAAUUCAUUGAUAACAGGACAUGCAAGAGCUGGAAAUUUGGAAAAUGCUGUAAAUGUAUUGAACGUCAUGAAACAAGGGGGAGUGAAUCCAUCGGCAACUACAUAUGCAACACUUUUAUGUGCAUAUGCAGAGAAAGGAGAUAUUGAGGCUAUCAGAAAUACACUUGCUACCUGUCAGUCUCAAGAGAUAUUCUUGAUGGACAAGGAUUAUAUGGAUAUUGUUUAUUCUUUAGUUUUAAAAGGCCAUAAACAAUAUAUUGAAGAAAUCAUGUCUCUUUCGCCAAAGAGUGCGGGAUAUGCAUUCGAUGCUACAAAUUUGGUGCAUAAAUUAAUUAAUAUUGGCGAGAUCGAUAUAGCAUUACAAGUACUUUUGUCCGUUCCAAGAAAAGUGCGUAACGAUGGAAGAACAUCAACAGUUGGAACAUACUUCGUGAGGAAGUUGGUGUUCUGCAAUGUGUCACCUGAGAAAAUCAUUGAAACGUGCAAGUUUCUAGAAUCAAAAGAACUAAAUAAUCAAGCUUUUUCCGUUGCCAUAGAAGCCAGUUUCUUAAAAGGUAAUGCUGCCCUGAGUAUUCAAUUGCUUGAAGCUUGGAAGGAGACAGGUGCAACUAUAAAGCAGCAUUUCUUUUGGCCAUUAUUCGUUGCUCAUGGAAAUCAAUCAAACUUCCAAGGUAUUCUCGACACGAUUGAUGUUAUGAUUACAAAAUUUGAAUUGAAUCCUUCAAUCUACACCUUGAAAGAGUACGUUCUGCCACAUGCUGUUGGAAGUAUAGAACAAAUUGCGAAUGCUCUGAUGGAACAUAACAUUCAACCAUUAACGAUAAUAAAUGCUUUCGCUUAUAUGUUACUUGAGAGUGGUAAAUCCAAGGAGGCCUACGAAUUCAUGGUCAAUUAUUCAACACGACUUCUUACCAACAUCCUCAUAAGGCCUCUUCUUGAUGCAUUUAUUAUUAAUGGUGAUGUUGAAUCUUUUGUCAAUGUAACUCGACUCUUACACGAAUCAGCUGAUUUAAAAGACAAGGAUAAUGAGGAUGAAAUUGAAGAAGCGCAACAAAUAAGAUUCAACGUUCCUGAUACACUGCUGUUUCGACUUCUCAAAAUGAAAUCCACAAAAAAAGUAGAAGUUAUAGAAAAGAUUUUGGAAGGGUUUACGCAGCAAGGGUUUACUAUUUCUGCUGAAGUUGCCAAUGCGGUUAAGGAAAGUUUUUCUGACAAAGUUACUCCAAAAAUGUCAGAACUUCUCAGCCAGCUAACAUCAGGCAAUUUGGCUCUUAAUGAAAUACCAAGACAAAAUAAAUCGCGUCAUUCAAUAUUUUUGAAGAAAGAUCUCGAGAAUAUUAAAGCAAAAGGUGGGUCCACGAAUGGCUUAAGUAAAAGGCUUCUUAUUGAAUAUAUAACUGCUAAAGAUGAGGAAAAUGUCAGCAAAUUAUUAAAGGAAUUGCAUGAAGGCGAUUUUGUAUUUAAUGCAGGCCUUUAUGCACAAUUGAUCGAUUUUUAUUCUGCUCAAGAAAACUUAAGCGAAGCUGAAAAAUAUUUCAAAGAAUUAAAAAACUUAGAUUCAAGUACUCGAAUGGAUUUUGUGAAAACUCUAAGAUAUGCAAUACUUCUCGUAAAGAAUGAUCGUCAUAGUGAAGCACUACAGUUAAUCAAGGAUUUACCGACUUUCGAAUCUAUGAAAGAAGAUAAAACGUUUGGAGAAACGUUUUUAAAACGAUCCGUCAUGCUAACGAGACAAUUAUUGAAUCUUGUAGCAGAGAAAAGUGAUCCAGAUCAGUUGAACGAAUUUUUCGAGGCAAUUGAAUCAAAGCAUUUAGCUCAGAACGUGAAUGCUAUACUAAAUUCAUUAGUCAAGGUCCAUCUUAUCCGGAAUGAUCUAGAGACAGCGUUAAAUACAUUUGAGAAACUUGCUCUACAAUAUAAGUGCACACCGUAUAAACAAGAGUUGGCAAAGAAAUAUAUAUUAGCGGAAGAUGCUGCGUCAUUACAACGUUUAACAGACAUUAGUACUCAGGUACACGGUGAAGUAAAUUCAUUGCAGGACCUUGCAAUAGCUUUUAUUGAAUGCGACCGUAUUCGCCAAGCCAAGAAGAUUUUUGAGACACCUGGAUUAUUUGCAAGAGACCACAGACUUAUUACAGCUGCACAGAACUAUGCUCAAGAUGAAAAUAAAGAAUAUUUGCAGAAGUUAUUAGAAGCUACAAAGAACACACUUUUUAGUAAUAGAUCAGAAUUGUACAAUCUACUUCUUUCUGUACACUAUAAGGACAAUAACUGGACUGAAGGAUUAGCCACGUGGACAAUGAUGCAAGAAGAGGAUAUUCAACCCUCUGAGAAAUUUUUACAGCAACUAGCUACAUUAUUGUUAAAGAACGGGCAAGAUGUUCCUUUCGUUUACGAAAAACCACGAUUGAACUUUGAUAAUAGUAGCAGUAAGCUUAUUAAAAACAUAGAAGAACAUAUAAAGAGACGGGAAUUUCAACGUAUUGCGAAAAUCCUUGACAGCGGAAAAUCAAAUGCGGUAAAAUCAGCUUAUGUCGUUAUGAUAGGUAGAUUACUCGAUGCGGAGGCAUUGGACGACGCUAUAGAGUUUACUAAGUGCGUAGUUACACGACAUCCUAAAAUUAUACAAUUAAAUGAAUUUCAAAGUUUAAUGGAGAAACUCGGCCAGGCUGGUAAAGUUGAUGAUAUUACAAAAAUACAAGAGUUGAUACCAUCGGCAAUGUCGUCGACCUUGUUUUUCAAUAAAUAUUUGCUGAAAGCAUAUAUGGCUGCAGGAAAAAUUGAACAGUUUUUAGAAAAUCUUGAGAAGAAAGUUAUUUCGACUCCUGGAAGUAAAUGGCCUAAUUUACUUCACAAUAAUGUAAUGCUUAAUAUACUAGAAUCGGAACCAAGCGUUGUUGAAAAAUAUAAACCGUAUGCUGAGAAGUUGGCAGAACAUGGCUUCAUAGUACCCAUGAAUAUAUUAUGGUGCUAUUAUUUCUUGAAUAGUAAUCCAAACGCUGAAGAAAUAUGGUCGAAAUAUUUGGUAAACAGUGAAAAACUGUUUACAAAAUUGAUUUUGUAUACUGUCGACAAGAAUAAUGAUAUAGAGCUCUUAAAAGAAUUAGUGAAAAAGGUGCAGGAGAGUAACAUGUCUCUCCAGAACAGAGCUAAUGCAUACAAUGAUAUGAUCUCUCUUUACAAUAAAAAAGGUUUAUUUCAAGAGGGCCUAGAACUUUUAAAUGAAAUUGUCAAAGAAGUACCUUUAGAAACCGUGAAAGCUUCGAUACUGCAACGCUUGAAGGAGGGUAUUGAGAAAUCAGGACACUCUUUUCCUUACAUUUUGGAGCCACGUCAAGCUAAUGCAGCUUCUGCAUAAGUGAACUUGUCACGAGAUUAGCAAUAUAUUAUUUAUCUAUUAUAAAAUUGAAGAACCCAACCGAAGUGACGUACGGAAUUAGUACUAACUUUUCUUCUUUCUUUGUUCACAUAAGAUUUCUUCAUUUAGGACACAGUGCUUUUCACAAUCUAUCAUGUAGAAUAUCAUUAUCCACAAACUUCAUUGUUUGAUUCUGUAAGUAUAUAUAAAAUUAAAUUUUGUCGUUGUAACUAUUAUGCUGUACUAUUUACUUGUAAAAAUUUAUAUAACGUUAAACCUUAAGAAUAAAAUACCAAAAAGUAAAA
This is a messenger RNA of Cephus cinctus (wheat stem sawfly), 4423 nucleotides long. RefSeq names its product leucine-rich PPR motif-containing protein, mitochondrial (gene bsf). The record is from RefSeq and is a predicted model, not a curated record. The transcript is spliced from 21 exons. Gene Ontology annotation, biological process: regulation of ARF protein signal transduction. Bases 111 to 4118 code for a protein of 1335 amino acids. NCBI's taxonomy places the organism in Eukaryota, Metazoa, Arthropoda, Insecta, Hymenoptera, Cephidae. Gene Ontology annotation, molecular function: guanyl-nucleotide exchange factor activity; protein binding.